AUACUUUCUUCAUGUCAAAUGGAAAAUUAGUGUUAGUUGUUUAACUUAUGACUUACAAUGCACUGUAUAAUUCAAUAUAAGAUGAGAAAGUCACCCCAUGAUGUUACUUACGAAACUGAAACCUUUCCUAUUGCUAAGAAAUAGAAGUCGUAACUGCGUUUGCGCAAGACAAUUAUUCAAGCUAUAUAAGUUUAAGAAACGUUAUUUUAAAUUACAAAUUAUGGUAAUUCUGUAUAAUUCACAUCUGCCUACACCAUGCUCUAUAACCUGCUUCAAUGGUACAAUAGCAUAAUUAUCUUCUCCCUACUGUUCUCAUCGUAUCGAUCGUUUGAAAUUCACAAAAUAUUCGAGAAACAUAAUUCAAUUCUUACCGUGGAUGCAGUUGCAUCGCAGUUCGCGUGUGAAAUGUAUUCGAUCGAAGAAAAUUAUUUCAAGAUUAAUCGAAUAAUUCUUAAGACGCUUGGGCUAUGGCCCUAUCAGCAGUCAUAUUUUACGCAAAUACAAAAUGUGUUGUGUGCUAGUGUUCUUUUAACAGCUAUUCUCGUUCAGUUGCUGGUAUUUGUUACAACUCAGUACAGUACGGAUCUUCUUUUCAAGAUUCUUUCCUUCGUCUUACCUGUUCUUUUUAUUUUCAUAAAAUAUUUCCUUUUUCUCACUAAGACACAUAGCGUAAGUUCAACAAAACAAAUCGGUUAUUUAAAUAGUUAGUUGUAACAUCUACAAUGCCAAGUAUAUUCAAAAUGUUGAUAAGAAAAAAUGAAAUAGUUGCAACAACUAAUGGAGCAAAUGAGAAAUGACUGGAAUUUGUUGAAGGAUAAAUUGGAAAUUGAUAUUAUCAAAAAAUAUGCUAGUUAUAUGAACAUUCUCACAAUAAGUAUUAUAGUGUUUUGUUAUAUUUCCAUAUUCUUGUACAUAAUAUUUCAACGUCUGCCAUUCAUCCUUGACUUCAUAUUACCAGUGAACGGAUCACGACCUUAUCAACUUCUCAUGAUCACGGAAUAUUUUGUUGAUCAUGAUAAAUAUAUUCAGUUUAUAUUAUUACAUGAGUUGUUAGUUGGUUAUAUAGGAUUAACUGCAGUAGGGAGCACUGGUACGACAUUUAUUAUAUUUAUGUCGCAUGUAUGUGCAUUACUUGAAAUCACAAGCUAUCGAAUAGAAAAUGCUUUCGAGAGAAAUAUAUUAGCAAUGCCUAAUCCCAAAAAGCAGUAUCUACUUCACCGGAGGAUUGCACAUGCAGUUGUUAUGCAUCAGAGAGCUGCUGAGUUUAAUGAAUUUCUGAAUUCUGCGUUUUUGGUAUUAUUCUCUCUUCUGAUAGCAGUUGGCGUUAGUUCUUUAGCUCUCAAUCUUUUUCUAUUCUGUCGACUAAUACUAUCAAAUGAUAUCGGUAGAGCAUCUAUAAUAGGUCUACUCACAUUUACUUAUUUCAUAUAUAUGUUUAUUUUCAAUUACUGGGGACAAGUUGUAAUCAAUAACGGAAUAGAUUUAUUCAAAGUCACAUAUAAUGGGUCAUGGUAUGCAGCACCAUUGUCUAAUCAAAAGCUGUUAUUAUUUAUAAUGCAAAGAGGGAUGGAACACCUUAGCGUAUCGUAUUUUAGCGUAUUUGUUGCAUCCUUGGAUGGUUUUGCUACAGUAAAUUUAGAUUUUUUUUAACAGAAAUGAAAAUUGAACUAUCAUACUAAUGUUUAUGUAAUGUAUAGAGUAAUAUUUAUCUUUCAGUUGUCAAGUACAGUAAUAUCCUACUUCAUGGUGAUGUAUUCUACACGACAAUAAUAAUCCAAAGAGAUGUGACCAAUAAGUUAGUGAAUUUUUUAUUCCAAACACUUGACAUGCAUUACAAUGUAAAUGUACAAAUAAAGUAUUAAGAACAAAAAAUAUUUUAUUCGCGUUUCUGCAAUAUAUAGUAAGUAAUGUUAAAUGAAUAAAGAGGUUUGAAAGAAUCACUUGUCAUUAAUGUCAUAUCGACUUAUUUUUUAAACACAAAAAUAGAUUUUGAUUAUUAUUUAAUAUAAUGGGGGAUGUUCCGCAGUGUUCUGACCGCCGUUCACGGGACGGUAAAGAGGAAUAAACCAACAGAAAAGUCUUCUACGAUUUUGCAAUUGGAGCAAUAGUUAUCGAGAUAUUGAUAAUCAAAAGUCGCCGUAUUAGCCCGAGCUACUGCCAAAUGUAAGCGUGCGGUGCGAUGUGUCCACCCAUCAGCCGUCGCUCGCGGCGGUGCGCGGCGGAACACCCUGUAUAUGGCGUAUAAUAUUUAUUAUUUAAAAUAAUUUUUCUGGUGCAUGGCUGCAUAGUUGGAAAAAGUAAU
This is a messenger RNA of Vollenhovia emeryi, 2302 nucleotides long. RefSeq lists its product as uncharacterized. The record is from RefSeq and is a predicted model, not a curated record. Gene Ontology annotation, biological process: detection of chemical stimulus involved in sensory perception of smell; sensory perception of smell. The coding region runs from base 778 to 1650 and encodes 290 amino acids. The transcript is spliced from 7 exons. Gene Ontology annotation, cellular component: plasma membrane. Gene Ontology annotation, molecular function: odorant binding; olfactory receptor activity. NCBI's taxonomy places the organism in Eukaryota, Metazoa, Arthropoda, Insecta, Hymenoptera, Formicidae.